Messenger RNA from Acanthopagrus latus (yellowfin seabream), 2827 nucleotides. RefSeq names its product WD repeat domain 73 (gene wdr73). Gene Ontology annotation, cellular component: spindle pole; cytosol. Lineage: Eukaryota; Metazoa; Chordata; Actinopteri; Spariformes; Sparidae. Gene Ontology annotation, biological process: cytoplasmic microtubule organization. Gene Ontology annotation, molecular function: protein binding. The transcript is spliced from 8 exons. The record is from RefSeq and is a predicted model, not a curated record. The coding region runs from base 569 to 1708 and encodes 379 amino acids.
AGUUUAAUUAUUUAGUUUGUUUCAAUCAAAGCAAGGUGAAAGUUUCCUCCCCAAAUCUACAUAAUGCUCCUUUAACAUUUACCAAUAAUUUAAUUGAGGGUUACAGGUAGAUGUUUCUUCUUAUUACAGAUGUGGCCUCUAACUAAUAUUUAAGAACAAACAAUCAACUUCUGAGGAAUUAUUAUAGAUUAAAUUAGAUUUGUUUUGUGCACAGGUACAGGCCAGUAUUGGUUUAUUGGAAUUCUUUUGUGUAUUUCUCUAGAAUAAAGACAAAAAAGGCAGUUAGAGGAGCAACAUACAACUUUAUUAAAAAUCGUAAUGUAAGUCAUGUAACACUCUGUUUGUUUAAAUUUAAAUGUUACUUUCGUCAAUAGAAAAAAAAAAUGAGCCCAGAAUUAAGAGUUAGAUUAAUGUCCCUGUUUAAAUUAGAAACAGGUAGGAGCGAGUGUCCAGCAGGGGGAAGUGCAGCUCUGUCAUUGGCUGAACGAAGCACCAAGAAACCCACGAGUAAGAAAUACAGGAAGUAACAACAGAUUGAAUCCUGCAGUAACGUGAGGACGCGACAGACAUGGAUGAACCAGAGUGUGAUGAUACUUUAGAUGACUGGUUCAUCGAGUCCCUGAAAACGUACAAAGAUCUUUAUGUGUACCAGCUGGAAUGUCCCACCAAGGUCAUCGAAUGGACAUCAGGCAGGACCGUGUGUGUUGCAGGUUACAGUUCAUCUAAAAAUGAAAUCCUGGAGCUGCGUUUGCCCCCAAAACUCUUCGCCAGUGAAAAUAAGGGUCUCUGCGCAGAACGGGAUUUCAAAGUUGUCCACGGUGGUUUCACAGACGGGCCUGUUCACUGCCUCAAACACGUCCCAGGAACCCGGUGUGUUGUCACCAACGAUGGGCGGAGCUCCGAGCUGCAGGUGUGGGAGCUCGGAGGAGACGACAGCGAUGUGAUCAGGAGAACAGGAAGUGUGGCGGGGAGGAGCGGUGCGUCAGAGGGAGGCAGCAGGAUCGCAGCUCGACUCUCGUCACAGCCUCAAGUUCUUCACGGAGCUCAGAGCAACGACGUCCAGCUGACCCAGCUGACCUCAGGACAGCCGCUGUACAAACUAGAGACGGACUCAGCAGAUCCUCUGAGUUCUCUACAGUUUGUGGCCGACUCCGUCUUCCUCGCCUGCUGCUGUAACGGGAACGUUUACAUCGCCGACACUCGGACGGCUGCUGCCCCUCAGCUUUCACCUCCACCAGCGUCUUCAGGUGAAUCUGUCCUCUGGUGGACGGACGCCUCCUCAGGUUCUUCCUGUUUGGACCCAACCAGCUGCAGGAUCGUCAGACUCUCCUCGUCUGGACAGGCGGUGGUUUCAGACCUGAGGAACCAGAGAGAAGCUGCGAGUCAGGCUCAGCUGGACGCCCAAUCACAUCGCUGCAACCUGGAUGAUGUCAGAGUGUCGUGGGCUCCGGCGCUGGAUGGCUGUAUCGCAGUGUCAGGUUUCAGUGGAGCCGUUCAGAUCUACAACACGUCAGUCUGGAGGUCGGAGCUGCAGGAGGCGCAGCCGCUGUUCCAGCACCGCGGUCACACAGUUUCAUCUCAGUCUGACGACGGCGUCUUCGUCACCUCCCACGUCUGGCAUCCCGAGAGGCCACGGACGCUCCUGUCCGCUGCCUCGGACGGAUCCGUCCAUGUGUGGGACUGGGUCGACCAAUCAGCUGGCAGCUGAGGAGGAGCUGAUGUUCUGCUCAGUGGAGCGAGUCAGGAACAUGCAGCGAAAACAUAAAAACAAAGAGUAACUGAUCACUUUCUGAUUGAGCAGAUCGAGACAUGAAGUCUGGUCUGUAGAUUUCAGCAGCGCCUCCAACUUUGAUCAAAGGAUGACGAGAGGAAAGUGGAAUAUAAGUAAAAAACGUAUCAGGAGCAAAAUGUGGAACUUGUUUCUGUGCCCCAAAACCAAUUUUAUAUUAAAAUUACAGCAAAGCUUCAUUUGCUGAAAAUUAGAUCAAAGAACAUUUUCUUCUCGUCCUCAGUCAACUGUGGGAAACAAACUUUAGAAAUUACAGAUAUUUGGCUGGAUUCAUGUCGCAGCUGUUUCUGGUGACUUUUAAUUUAAAUUCAAAUUAGAUCAGGCGGCUUCUGGUUGUUGUGUUACUGCACAUAAUAAAAUAUUUUCCUCUGAGUGCUGCAACAGUUUGAAAGGGUCAGUGAGCAAAACAUGUUUUCCUUCUUAGACUAGCGUCUAACAAUACUGUCGUUAGUGAGGUGAGCUGGCAGCUGUGACGCUGAAUCAGCUAAAAAAAAAAACACACGAAACAGCAGGUGGUGGAGAGAAAAACUUACUGCAUCUUUUAACAGCAUCAGUGUGUUUACAGAGACACUACAGAACCUUUUUUAAUUGGAUUUAGUCACUUCAGGCUGUGUGAAAUGUUUUUAUUCGUCUGUAUUUCUAUAUUUGGGAACAUCAGGAGCUUCGUCAACCUGCAGCAGUGACGCGCUGCUUUGUACGGUCAAUUAAAAUGAAGUGGGAACAACAGUUAACUGUCUCGAGCUGUUCGGUCCGGGUUCUGAAGUAUCAACAUCCGACCUGAGUGAUCGGAUCACACGAGGACGGCUCUCAGUACAGGUGUGAACGAGACGCAGCGAUCACACAGUGGAUUACACACUGAGUUAUAUACGCUCCACUGUAAUGUGAAUGUUUGUGCUCUUUUAACUCGCCAACGUCAGCAGCAGAUGUUUGUGAACGCAUCAGAGAACAACGAGCCGAGUGACACGAGGACUCGCACAGUUUCUGCUCGUCUGUGUCGCAUGUUGUCGUCCACUGAAAUAAAACUAUCCAAACACGAUC